Messenger RNA from Limanda limanda (common dab), 717 nucleotides. RefSeq names its product spatacsin-like. Gene Ontology annotation, cellular component: dendrite; synapse; cytoplasm. The record is from RefSeq and is a predicted model, not a curated record. NCBI's taxonomy places the organism in Eukaryota, Metazoa, Chordata, Actinopteri, Pleuronectiformes, Pleuronectidae. Bases 103 to 717 code for a protein of 204 amino acids. The transcript has 6 exons. Gene Ontology annotation, biological process: chemical synaptic transmission; axo-dendritic transport; synaptic vesicle transport.
GUGCUGCAGGCCGCCCGUCACCUCAGCCACGCCUACCUGGCCCCGGGGGAGCACUACGGCCUGCUGGUGCGUCUGCUGACAGGCGUGGGCAGAUAUGAUGAGAUGACGUACGUCUUCGACCUGCUGCAUCAGAACCAUCGCUUCGAGAUGCUGCUGAGGAAGAAGGUGGACAUGGACCGAGGCCAGAGCUCCAGUCUGAAGACGGCUCUGCUGGACUACAUCAGACGCUGCCUCCCUGCAGACAGCGAGAAGCACAACAUGGUGGCGCUGUGCUUCAGCAUGAGGAGGGAGAUCGGAGAAAACCACGAGAUGGCGGCCAGGACGCAGCUGAAGAUCAUCGAGUCUCAGGAGUGGGUCGUCACGCCGGAUCUGAAGAGCUCAUUGGUCAAAGUGUUGGGUCUGUUGAAGGACGCCGCUGAGAGCUUCUCCAAGGACUCGUGUGUGCGUCAGGCGACUCACUGUGUCCGCACAGCUAAGCUAGUCGCUCUUCAGCUCCACUUCCUGAACCAGGGGUCGGACGUGCGGCAGGUGUUUGUGGUGUCGGAGGCGUACGGCGUCAGCCCCCGACUGGGCGGAGCUUCUGAAAGGAGACUUCGUUUACCUGGAGGAGCUGAAACGCCACCGCCCGCUGACCUCCAGCCUACUGGACGGCGGAUCCAGGAUAUUUUUACAUCACUGGCCAUGGUUUUUGUGAAACCAAAGUUCGGCGACAUGUAG